This is a messenger RNA of Megalopta genalis, 1894 nucleotides long. Its product is annotated as coiled-coil domain-containing protein 137. The record is from RefSeq and is a predicted model, not a curated record. NCBI's taxonomy places the organism in Eukaryota, Metazoa, Arthropoda, Insecta, Hymenoptera, Halictidae. Gene Ontology annotation, cellular component: nucleus.
GCUGUAAGAUCUAUUUUAAUCGUCUGCAUCGACUAUAACAUUUUUAAGGAGUUCUCGGUAAUCUCGUUAAAGUAUUGCACUGAAAACGUCACGAGAGGAAAGCGGUGCUAUCAAUCAAAAAGUCCGUGCUAUAUCUACGCGUGAAACAUGGCGUCGUUUCCGGUGCGACGCGUUCGAAUUGCACAGCGGUUGGACCGGUUUCAAGAAAUGCGGGUGGCAAGGUAGCCGAAAUGAAAGCAUUGUGUCGAGGUGAUUUUUAAUUUAGGACUGUACAAAACUGAAUUACAUCUAUCGUAUGGUACAUAUAUACAGUUUGCGCAACGAAGUGACUCAAUCUUUGAAAAGAUUUCUACAUUUAAGUUCCAUCGUUAGGUACGCCCUCAUAUUUGGGUCUUGAACUUUCUCCAUGAUCAGUUUUUGCAAAUUCACGUCGCUCUUUUCAAGUUUGCCGCUCAAUUUCUCCGCGUAUUGAAUCCACACGCAAUUCGGACAGCCAGACAUGCAACAAUUCGUGGGCUCCACCAUGUCGUCCAUCGAAGAGGAAUCAUCGACUUCCGCUUUCUGUGCUGUCUUCUCGUCGGACGUGUCUUGAACGCUGUCGAUGCACUUUCUGCACGUGGAGUAGAUUUGUCGACACUUGCAUGAUUGAUUUUUAGUAAUCAACCGAACUGAAUUCAUCGCUGCCUCCGUUGCACUUUGUGGAUGCACCUGUUUGAGAAAACAAGAAAAUUAUUUACAAGUGAUUAUUGGGAGUGGAAUUGAUGCAGCGGCAUUGUGGUCCACGUGAGAGUCGCGCGGUUGUUUAUUCGCGGAAAAUGGGGCGGAAAAUCCCUGGAAAGAAGCACCGAGGUGUGAAAGAUCCUUUGAAACAACAGGCCAAAAGACACGCAGAGUUAGAAACGAAGAUAAACGCGCCACCGAAAGAUGUGGACGAGCAAUCGGUACCGAAAAGUUUGGAGAGAGUGGUGAAGCUGAAAGAAGCGGUGAAAUCGGGUAAAAUAAAGAAAAUAAUCGCCAGAAAAAGGAAGAAAAAGAACGCUCUGAUAACUGUGGGCGAUAAAGUUCCGAAGUCUCACCCAAAAUCGAAACCCGAGAAAGUCGUUCCCGUUUUCAAACAAAGACCCAAUGAAAACGAGUAUCAAUUUUUACACAGAGUCAAUACGGUCACGCAUAAUUUCAUUAACGAGACUGCUUUUGAAAAGAAGUUUGGAGUUCAAGUAAAUAGAAACCCGGAAACGGGAAACGUAGAAGGAAUUUCGAAAUGCGAGAUGACGGAAUUGGAUAAGAUUGACAUGUUGAGGGCGAAACAUAAAAAUAUUAAAAAAAAGAAAAAGAAAGGUGUAACAGAGGUUAAGAUGACAAAAAACCAAAAGAGGAGGGAAAAAUUGAAGUCGAAGAAGGAGAGGAAAGAACAGGAAAAUGCGAAGGAUUUUGGGGACAUGAAAGACCAAGUGAAGUUUGGAGAAGUUGUUCACGAACCACCGCAAAUAAAGAUUAGACCCAAGGCAGCUGACUCAACCAUCAGUUCUAAGCCUGGCAAAAAAAAUCUUCUCCUACAUUCCUUGUUGAAGAAUAGUGAGAAAAAAAUAUCAGGUUCUAAGAAGGCGUUAAAUAGGACAGGCAAACUUAGGAAUCUACCAAUUGGAGAAAGAAGACAGUUGGAGAAAGAUCAGAACGACAUCAUAGAAGCAUACAGGAGGCUGAAAGCACAUCGGUCUUUCGAAGACAACUAGGGUAUGUAAAUCAUGAUGUUGCAUUUGUUUUAUAGAUUGUUUGCCUGUGAUGACCAGGAUGCUACAAAUCAUUCUAUUGUACUGUUAAUAUUUGAUUGAAUAUUUUUUUUUAAUAAAAUGUACAAUUUUUUAAUGAUAGGAAAUUGUAUGUAUUUUUGAAA